This is a messenger RNA of Asterias rubens (European starfish), 3539 nucleotides long. Its product is annotated as glyoxylate/succinic semialdehyde reductase 1-like. The record is from RefSeq and is a predicted model, not a curated record. NCBI's taxonomy places the organism in Eukaryota, Metazoa, Echinodermata, Asteroidea, Forcipulatida, Asteriidae. The transcript has 14 exons. The coding region runs from base 7 to 1635 and encodes 542 amino acids. Gene Ontology annotation, molecular function: NAD binding; oxidoreductase activity, acting on the CH-OH group of donors, NAD or NADP as acceptor; NADP binding.
UGCAAAAUGGCGGACGAGAAAGAACAGACCCCUGUCGUUGAGCAAAAAGAAUCUGCUGAAGAAAAGACUGUUAUCGACCCGGAAAAACAGGAAUUCAAGUUCGGAGAUCUCGUAUGGGCUAAAUUAAGCAGCUUCCCACAUUGGCCAGGAAGGAUUGUGAAACCAUGGAAGCAUGUCAAGAAGCCAACCGGCAAGAAAAUUACGUACUUUGUUUUCUUUUUUGGAACGGAGGAUCAUGCCUGGGUACGAGCAGAGAAUCUAUGUCCAUACCUUGAACACAAGGACAGGUUGUCUAAGGCAGCAAAGGGACAGAAAUUCAAGAAAGCUAUGGAUGCUAUCCAGGAAGCCAUUACUCAGGAUUCUAAUAAGAAGGCAUCUCCACUGUCCCCGUUUCAUCCUGAAGAUGAUGAAGAAAUCUUUCCACCCAAAUCAAAGCCCAUGAAAGACUACUCCAGGGAACCUCUGAGUGGCAAAGCAAAGUUGAAUUCACAACCUGAUGACAGAGGGAAAGCCUCACCAGAAAAAGAAGCAGUCGAAAAACCCACCAAGAAGAGAGGUCGAUCGUCGAACAAAGAUUCUAAUGUAGAGAGCACCCCGACCAAACUUACGUAUGCCUCCCCAAAGAAGAGGCUAGCAGGUAGUACGCUGUCAUCACCCAGUAAGAAACCCAAAGGCAAUGGUUUGUCCUUCAAUUCUCUCAGUCUUUAUAACAGCUUUCAAACACAUCUUGCUGAUAAGGCAGAGGAAAAGAAAGAAGAAAUUGUACCAACGGAUAAAAAGAUUGGUUUUAUUGGACUUGGCCUUAUGGGAACAGGAAUGGCCAUGAAUCUCAUUAAGACAGGUCACAAGGUCACCGUGUGGAACAGAACUGCAGCAAAGUGUGCAGAUUUUGUAACAGCUGGUGCAACAGAAGCCAAGAGUGUAUCUGAUCUUGUGUCGUCAUGCGACAUUGUUUUCUCAAUGGUGUCGGAUUCAGAAGCUCUUAGAGCAAUUGUGUUUGGUGAGCAUGGUGUACUGGAUGGUAUGAAGGAGGGCAAGGCACUGGUGGAUAUGUCUACAGUGGAUAUCGGUACAGUCACUGGAGUAGAAGGGGCUAUUUCAGCGCGAGAGGGUAGGUUUUUAGAGGCACCAGUUGUAGGCAGUGUCCAGCCAGCCAUGGAAGGUUCACUUGUGGUCAUUUCAGCUGGAGAUAGGACACUCUAUGAAGACUGUACAUCAUGCUUUCAAGCUAUGGGCAAAAAAGCAUUUUAUCUUGGUGACGUUGGGAAUGGCUCUAAAAUGAAGAUCAUCAUCAACAUGAUCACAGGGUGCAUCAUGAGUGGGUUUGCUGAAGGAAUGGCGCUAGCUGAAAGGGCAGGUCUUAGUCAAGAUACACUCCUGGAUGUUCUAAACCUUGGAGCUAUAUCAAGUCCACUCAUCAGUGGAAAGGGCAAAGCCAUAUUGGCCAAUAAGUUUCCUCCUGCAUUUCCACUGAAGUAUCAGCAGAAAGAUAUGAGACUUGCCUUGGCUCUAGCUGACCAAGUAGAGCAACCACUCCCAGUCUCUGCAGCUGUCAAUGAGCUUUUUAAGAGAGCAAAAAAUCUUGGUCUUGGAGAGAAGGACAUGUCGGCGAUUUAUAAGGCAGUAAAUCAGUGAGGCUUGAAAUGGAGACUACCACCUUCCCUUCAUGCUGUACCUUAGACUCUAUCUGAGGUCUCCUAGCUAUUGAUUUGAAUCAUGUACAAACAUUGUUAUAUUUUGUAAUUUCUUGUGCUUAAAAAUGUAAUACACAAAAGUAGCUCUUGUUUUGGUGGAAGAGAAGACCAUGUGUUUUUUAAAGAAACACUGUUUAAUUUUUAAGACUAAAAACUCCAAAGAUAUGAGCUCCGAAGUUUUAACACCAUUUUUUAAAAGAAUACGACAUGGUCUACAGUUGUAUUAGUUUUAUGCCUUCUCAACUGCUGUACAAUAGCUAUUUUCUUUUUUCUUAUGUUUUGUGUUUUAUUUAUGCCAUUGAUACAUUUUGGGUUUUGUGGUAGGAUUAGGUAUGAAGUACUUUUAAUGAACGGGCACUGUCAUGCUGAUAGCACACGGUCAUUCAAUUUUAGUUCACAUCACCUCAACUAUUGUUAUUUUGCUAACAUUCCUGAAACCAUCUGAACAUCAUGAGAUGAACACAUCAAAUUAUACAUUUCCAUUGAAAGGAAGCAGAAAUGAAGAACAAAGAAUUCAUGUCAACUUUGUAUCUGUUAAAAUAAAAUACAAUGAUUGAAAUUAUUUGACAUUGAUUUGUCAAUAUGAAUUCACCAAACUAGUAUUUGCGGUAAAUUUUGUCACUUCUACUUUUUGGAAUCGCCAUAAACAUUCUGGUGAGUGUUGAAGGUAUCUGUGUGUGCCCCCCUUCGUCAGUGUUUGUUUCACUGCCAUGCCAACCAGUGCACCAGGAAGGGGAGAUUUGUGAUCAUGACUCAUGUUCUGAAUUCAACUUCACUUUUUUACUCUUUGUAAAUACAACAAAGCUAAUUGAAUCUUACAUUUGAAAUUAAACCCUUGGUUCGGUAAAACAAUACAACCAUGGAUAUAAAUAGUUAUCUCAAAUGACACCUAAUCAUGAGUCAAUCAAUCAAGUCUUGUAUGAACACAAAUGUAAUUUAAGCGAGUUAAGGCCCAGUCCCACUGCAGUGAUAACGAGACGAUAACGCAAAGAGAAGGCAAUUCUAUUGGUUGAAUACGCCCACGCUUGUUCAACCAAUCGAGGGCAUAUAUUGAUAACAGUUUCGUUCUCAGUAUCGAGGCCUGUGUGACCAGGCCUUUACACUUAUUUAUUAUCAGUGGGUAUCAUGUACUCAUUACUUUGGUUUUCUUCAAGAUGUUCAACAAUUGCGUUUUACACGAGAGAAGUUCUACAAAAGCUUUUGUUAGCAAUCUCAUUACUACCCAACUCAUCAUGACAGUAAUUUUGAUGAAGUCUUUAGAAAAUACAAAAUUAUGUUGUUUUCUUUUGGAAUUUCCCAUAACUAUUUGGGAGUUCAAUUGAAACCCACUUUUACAGUGAUUAACAUUUUCCACAAUCGUUAAUCAUCCCGGUUAUUCUUGAAAAACAUUGUGAAUAAAGUUGUCCUAGUUUAUUAUUUUUGCAGAUUAAAGAUGACAUUGGACUUUCGGUCUUCUCAUUUUUGUUAAAUCGGCAAUUUGUGAGUAUGCACAUUGAUAAUGGUUGGAAUAGGGUUCAAACAUCUUUUCUUAUGGGCAAAAAUAAGAUUUGGUAAUCCAUUGACUGUUUGGUGUCAUAAGUCUCCUUUAAUAGAGGUCUUUCUGCCUUCUUUUUCCUGUGCCCAGAUGAAAUCUAAAACAAAAUUCGACUCAAUCCAUAUUUUAUUGUUUUGGGGAGGUGAUGUGGCUUCUGGCGUGUUGUAUAACAUACUUUAUUGUUAACUGUUGAUUAUUUUUUACUUUCAAUAUUAAUGUGGUAGCCGUGUGGCAGCCUAUGUCUUGUGUAGCAUUGUUUUAGAAACACAUGAAUAAAAAUGAUAUUAAACCAAAUGAUAGAAACUUUUAAA